This is a messenger RNA of Fonsecaea monophora, 1350 nucleotides long. RefSeq lists its product as hypothetical. The coding region runs from base 1 to 1350 and encodes 449 amino acids. Lineage: Eukaryota; Fungi; Ascomycota; Eurotiomycetes; Chaetothyriales; Herpotrichiellaceae. The record is from RefSeq and is a predicted model, not a curated record. The transcript has a single exon.
AUGACUCUGACGAACUCCCUCGACGGCGAAGGCGGAAGCGAAGGCAAAGGCGUCGUCAAAGGAGACACAUUCCCAGCCCCAGCCCCAGCCUCAGCCUCGAGCGCAGCACCAGCACCAUCCCCAUCGCCGCCACGCAGCAACAAACUCACACUCCCCGAAGAAAUCACCUCCAGAGUGAUCAGCUACAUCGUGAGGGACGGACUGUGCAUCUCGACCGAUGCGCGUCACGACAUCGACGUGGCGACGAUCCGCUGUCUCAUGAGGACGAGCGUGUCGGUCAGACGCGAAACCCUGCGCCAGGUGUUCCGCCAGCCGCUGCGCUUCUGGCUCAGCGGCGUCAAAUCGUGCAAUUGCCAGCCACUACUGGAAAGCAUCGGGCACAAGGAGUGUCGCUGCACGCUGCUCCUGGAGAAGGUUGCGCGGAUGCCGCUGAUGAGGUGGCGCAGGGUCGUUGUGCAUUUCGUCCCGGUGGUGUCUGCGUGGGGGUUGGGUGAUGGGGCUGCCACCCUCCGAGGGGAUUCACAACAGACUGGUGAUGAUGGAGCAGGAGGAGGAGAGAAAGAAGCAAAAGAAAAAGAGGUAUCCGCUCGCAGCGAGUUCCUCGUCGGCGCGCAGCGCGUCAAGCACUACUCGCGAAGUCUCGCGACGACGCUCUACUUUGUGUUCAAACAGUGGGCCGGGCUGGACUGCGACGCCGCGUGUUGCGGAGCCAUCGAGAUGACGCGCCGCCGCUACUACGGUCCGCUCUACUGCUCGUACGACCCCAAACUGCCCGCCCUGCCAUUCGACGUCGACUUUGUGUUCGAACCAGGUCCCGUGUCCGUCACCGCCAACACCAACGGCGGUAGCGGAGACAGAGAGACCGAUCAUCCACCACAAAUGCCCCUGUGGACGAUGAACAUGGUCGAAAGCCUGCUAAUGCCGUGGUGGCGGAUCGCGGCCAAACGGGCUCCCGCGCGCCAGAUCCAGCUACCCGAGAUGAUCGCCGCGGCCUUCACCACGGCGCGGCGGGACCUCCUCGUCGCGGCCGGGUUCCCGCACGAGCCGGCCGCGGUGGCGGAGCACCUGCGGCGCGACUUUGCCGAGUUUUGGUCCUUCAAGCUCGAGCCGGUGCCCCGCUUGGACGUGGGCAGCCUGUGGCUUUGCGUCGUCGCCGUUGACGGCUCCCGCGACUGGUACCUGGACCCGGCGCCGCUGAAGACGGCGCCCACGAAAUGGACCAUUCGCGGCAUUCCUGUGCUUCGGAUCGAUGUGGUCUCGGGGUCCGGGUCAGAAGAGGGUGUGGACAGGGGCUCUGCCGGCGGCGACGGCGGGUGGUGGACAGGACGUUUCCUGGCUUCUGAUGGCUAA